AGAGCCAGCUAGCUCGCCCGGUGAAAGAACAGAGACCGGCUUACAUGUUCCUCUGAGUUUCUCUCUUUUCUCGAUGACGAUCGCGUCCUGGAGGAGAUGAAGGCGCCGCUCCGUGUCCGGGGGCUCUUCCUCGUGCUCUCCAUGUUUUUCUCCUUUGAACUGUCUUCACCGAAUCUCUCCAACCGGCUCCGAACACCGCCUCAGUGAGCGCAGCAUCGAGGCGCCAUUUCUCCCUGUCUUUCUCCCGGUCUAUCUGCUCCCUCCCAAGCGGCUGAAAAUUGCAUGACAAAGGAAAGAGGAAGAUGAGAGACAGAAGACAUAACAGUGCAAACAAAUGGGUAUGAAAGCAACUUGGGCUAGACCUCAGCGAUUAUUGCAUAAAUUAUUGCAUUUAUGCAAUAAUUCAUUCCAUAGGUCCCUCAAAAGAGCCGCUGCCGGAAACUUGAAGCCACAAAUCGCAAGCUGAUGGAAAACAGAACGGCAUGAAAGAGACUGACACUGUGGCUGAGAAAGCUGAGCAAUGGCGGUCAGUGAGGAAAAUGAGGAAGAGGUUCCAAUGAGUCGUAGUUUCUCAGUAGAAGACCUCCUCGAUGAGGUGGAGAAGAUCUGCUACGAUGCCUCAGGGACAUCAAAGGUGGAGAUGGUGGUGAGGCUGUGGAAGGACGGCUUUACCAUUAACGACGGAGACUUCCGCAGCUACUCCGUGCCAGAAAAUCAAGAUUUCCUGGAUGCCAUCAAAAGAGGGGAGCUUCCAGCAGAGUGGGAGAGCAGAGCAGAGGAAGAGGAGCUGGAGAUCAGUGUGGAGGAUAUGACUGAGGAAAACUAUGUCCCCAAGAAGAAGGCUUUUCACCCGUUCAGCGGGAGAGGAUACCGACUUGGCAGCGUUGCACCCAGAGUUGUGGCCCGGUCACCAUCUGUGCACGAGGACGGAGAAUCUCCUCCUAUUCCCAUGGUAACACUAGACCACUCCCUUCCCGUCACCUCUCUGCAGAUCUGGUUGGCUGAUGGGAGGAGACUGGUACAGAGGUUUAACCUAUCGCAUAGGAUCUCCGAUGUCCAGGAUUUCGUCGCCCGCUGCCAGAGGAGCUGUCCACCUUUCGUCCUGACGACAUCACUUCCUUUCCGUGAGCUCAGCGACAAAGAAUUGAGCCUCGAGGAGGCGGAUUUGGCUCACGCCGUCAUCGUCCAGAGACCCCUGAACACACAGGCUCUGUUUGGACACUCCUGACCGACAGUCCCAUACCUCACACAGCAUGCUACCUUCCCCCCUUCUCUUCAUAGACACAUAGUCUUUUUUUUUUUAUAUAUAUAUAUAUAUAUAUAUAGCAACCUUAAGGCGCCCCUACGCCUUGAAGUAUUUUAAUCUUCACUGUGCACUUUGAACUGCACUUUGUUGUCAACAAGCUAAAGGUGAUAUUCUCACCAGAUUAGUCAGAAAGUCCUAAUGAGGGGCUCUUUUGACCCUUUGUCUACUUUGUCUUGAUGUUUUGGAGAGGAAAGUUUACCUGACAACAGACUUACGGAAACCCAGCAUAUCGCUACACAGUGGUGUCACAUACAGCUCUGAAAAAAAAAUAAUGAAGAGACCACUGCACUGAACCUUCUGGUUAUUCCACCAAAUAUAGAUUUCUUGACUCGUCCUGAGGUAAAAGAUUAGUAUUGUUGUUUCUAAAUGAAGAUGAACUUGCUUUCUUUGCAUAAUUUGAGGUCUGGAAGCACCGAGUCUUUUAAGUUAUUUUGACCAUUUCUCACUUUCUGCAAAUAAAUAUUAGGAAAACAAUGUUCAUUUUACUCAAACAUUAACCUAGAAAAAGUUAAAUCAGAGAAACUCAUCAUUUUAAGUGGUCUCUUAAUGUUUUUUUUCCAGAGCUAUUUACAGGUCUGGAUAGAAAUUCGCAUUAAUUAUAUCGCUAAAUAUAAUUAAUUUUGGUCUCUUUUCUAUUUGUUAAACUCUGGUUUCUUGGUGAGGUGGUCUGUACAGCUUUGAUAGUUUCUAAAAACAAGUUUCUGGGGCCAAGGUUUUGAUUGGCUGGUGUCAUGCAUCCCGGAUGGCCUCCGAAUGACCUCAGUCCGACUGGAAAAUAGAUAAACAAAGGCUUAAAAUCAGGGUCCGUGUCAGCAAACCAAUCGGAGUGAAUGAGCUCUGCCAGUUCUGACAAGAAGAGUGGUCAAACAUCCAGGCAGGAUCGUCCAAAAAGCCUGCUGAUGAUUUCUUGAGCGACAUUUGUGAAAAUAUUAGUGGACAUGUUGGAGAAUGCAUGUAUAAUUUCACGACUGCGUAAAAGUACAUUUGUGAGGAGUGUUCAUGUUUUAAAAAAUUAGUAAAGUUGUAUUGGGUGUAGUCACUUUUAUCAUUAAAUGCUCCAAAAAAUAUGGAAUUCAUUCAUUCAUCCGCAAUGAGCGGGUGACGAUCGUCUGCUCAGAAAUGUCUCCUCCUUCAUACAACUAUCAAAGUCUUCCCAAUGUAAGAACACAACUCUUAUGCACUGCAGUUUUAAAAAGGUGCUGAUAGGUGGGACGUUGGUUACAUAUCCAUGCAGACGUGACGUUUUGUUUGCACAGUAUUGAUAUUUUUGGCCUUGUUGUUUGGCUCUUUCAGGUGUUUACAUGAUGUUAUUGUUUUUUUUUGGGUUUUUUAAAAAAAUGUCAGUAUUUUCCUUCUCCUUUUAUUGAGGCUUGUGGGAACGUGAAAUCUGCUGUUUUACUUGAUUGAAUGAUUGACGAGCGUAACUUGAGAAUUUACGUUUUGUUUCAGUACAUCCUGCACAGCUGAGCUGCUCAUAUUUCUGUUAGAUUUUUUUUUUUUCAUGCUUGAUCUCAAUUAUAAUUGAUCUUUUUUUCAUGGACAGUCUUCUUUUUUAAUCUCAGAAAGUCUCGCACAAGGCUGGGUCUGCUCAGAUUUGUCAUGAGAUUGUCAAGAAUGCCAAGGUACAGAAUGACUGCUAUACUGUAUUUCUAGUUAGAGGUGUGCCAAACUAUCCAUGCCUUAUGUAAAUGUGCUACGCAGUGAUGUCUAAGCAAGCCUGUACUAUUAAAAAAAGAUACUUAAACUGUUCAGGAGUUAUGU
This is a messenger RNA of Gambusia affinis (western mosquitofish), 3067 nucleotides long. RefSeq names its product UBX domain protein 2A (gene ubxn2a). Bases 521 to 1228 code for a protein of 235 amino acids. Gene Ontology annotation, molecular function: ubiquitin binding. NCBI's taxonomy places the organism in Eukaryota, Metazoa, Chordata, Actinopteri, Cyprinodontiformes, Poeciliidae. Gene Ontology annotation, biological process: Golgi organization; nuclear membrane reassembly; autophagosome assembly. The transcript is spliced from 10 exons. Gene Ontology annotation, cellular component: cytosol; nucleus. The record is from RefSeq and is a predicted model, not a curated record.